CUCUGCUUGAUUCCAGAUUGUAUAUAAGGCUUUGCUUCUCCUUCCCCUCUUCACACCUUGCGACCUGAAUGCGACCAUUAUUAUCGCUUCAAUCCCUUGCAUACUGUGCCCUCUUACCCGGGUGUCAAUUCCGCACGUUGCCUUCUAUAUCUUUCCGAGGUUCGCACGUUGGGUUGACGGGCCGCAAUCCGAACCUUAUCCCUUGUUCUGCGCCUUCAAUCGCCUAAAGUGAGGCAUGUCCUUUGCGGAGCACUCGGAUUUUGUUCUAUUCCCGAAUCCUCUCCAAUCCAAGAUGCUCGCCCUCGAAGCCGCCAGACCUAAACAAUACUUCCAACCCAUGAUGGAUCCCAACAUGGAAAUGCUCCAAUACUCUAUGGACAUGCAGCAAUAUGCGCAGAACAUCGACUUCUCUCGAAUUCCCCAUUCAUACUUCGAUACCCCAGCUCUCUAUUCCGAAGCCGAAAUGCACAAACACUCCAAUUUCCCCUCGAUGCCCGCCACACCUCCCUCCAUCACAACAUCAUAUGCCACAGAACCACAAAUUCCCACAGGGUCCGCAGCAUCAGGGCCGUCCAUUGCCAGCGCACCCUCCUCUGCAAUUGGAUCCCCAUACUCUGGACCCACACAGGUGUUCCAAGAGAACUGGCUUAACACCAACCAUGGACUCGGGUUGCCGGCGGCUGUGAUGUCUGAUAUCUUCCCCAAUGACUACAUGGGGAAUCCAGGUGACAUGGAUGGGUUAUAUCGGGAGAAAAUCCCAGAUCCUUUUGUUGAUCCAUCUCUCAUUCAUCAGAAUAUGCCUAGCCACAACCUCAUGCCUAGCAUCUCAUAUCCCGAGCAAAACGCUUACGCUGCCGUUCCCACUAAUUUCCUCCCUUGCUCCCCAGCCACAUCACCCGUCCCAUACAGCGACAAUGUGGAGCAACAUUCGCCCGGUCUCCACCCAAUUCCUCAGCCUUCCCCCCUGAUGAUGAAUUCUGGUUUCCACUCCGGGCCUCCGUCCGUAUAUGACCGACGCUCUUCAAUUUCUUCCACCCAUUCCCGUCGCUCCCGACAGAGCCCCGCUUUGAGCAGCAUCGAAGGCGAUGAUGUCAAGGAGAAGGGCCAAUGCCCUUUCGCAGAGUGCGGCCGUGUCUUCAAGGACUUGAAGGCUCACCUGCUUACCCACCAGUCCGAGCGGCCAGAGAAGUGCCCCAUCAUGAACUGCGAGUACCACAUUAAAGGCUUUGCCCGCAAAUACGACAAGAACCGUCACACCUUGACCCACUACAAGGGCACUAUGGUCUGCGGUUUCUGUCCCGGAACUGGCUCUUCAGCUGAGAAGAGCUUCAACCGCGCUGACGUCUUCAAGCGCCACUUGACCUCCGUCCAUGGCGUGGAGCAGACUCCACCUAACUGCCGCAAGCGCAGCCCGGGUGCCUCUGCGAAGAAGGGUACAAACUACCCGAGCGAUGCCACUGGCAAGUGUUCGACUUGCUCGUCGACAUUCAGCAACCCCCAGGACUUCUACGAGCAUCUGGAUGACUGUGUCCUGCGCGUUGUGCAGCAGGAGGAGCCAUCGGAGGCAAUCAACCAGCAACAUCUGGCUGACGUUGCUGCCGACGAGGAGGUGAAGAAGACGAUGGAAAAGCAUCGGUUACAGGAUACAACUGGUUCCGUUGAGCAAUACGAUGAUGAUGAUUCCCACGACGAUAACGACUCUUAUGACCUCUUGAACUUCCGCACUGGUCGGAAUUCCAAACCCAAGGGCUCUCGGGCUAUCAUCGGUAAUGGCAAUGCUAUUACCAAGAACACUUCCUCUACUGCAUCUGGGAAGGGUCCCCGACCUGUGGUGACUCGCCGUCGCAACAACCGGGGAAAUUACCCCCAGUCCUGGGGAUGCCCCAAUAGCAGCAUGAAGACCAAGAAGCGUGUUCUCUGUGUCUUCAGCGGGCAGCGCCGCCUGUGGAAGGACGAGAUGAUGCUAAACAACGAGUUCGAGGUCCGUUUACCACUUCUAGCCGGCGCAGGUGACGGUACCAACCGUGAUGCCUAUGUCACUGAUCUGGACGUGGAGACUCUGAAGCGUGCUGAGGGUGUACUCAGCGCCAGCGAAGAGGAGCGUGGUCCUUGGAUCAAUGGCCCAUCUACUCAUCUAAUGGGUCAGCCAGCAAGACUUCUCCCCGAUCUAUUCCAGCCUGAGGAUGAUCUGUCGAUCAAUGACCUCAUGGCUUGA
Penicillium pulvis is the source of this 2215-nucleotide messenger RNA. RefSeq lists its product as uncharacterized. The record is from RefSeq and is a predicted model, not a curated record. The coding region runs from base 236 to 2215 and encodes 659 amino acids. The transcript has 3 exons. NCBI's taxonomy places the organism in Eukaryota, Fungi, Ascomycota, Eurotiomycetes, Eurotiales, Aspergillaceae.